AUGAUACAUUAUUGUAUACACGCGUUUGUGUUUGUUUUUAAUUUAAGUACCCGCAAAUUCGCCGGUAUUGUACUGUCGUAAUAAUAUUAUUGUAACAUACGUAUUAAGAUUUUUACGAUUCGAAUUUCUUCACUCGGUUUGCGUUGAUACACAAUAGUACCCAUUUAAUAUGUAACUGUAUUUGUAAUUAUUAUAUUAUUAUUAUUAUUAUUUUUGACGAUAAAUUAAAGUACCCACUUUUGAUACGUAUUAAAGGAGGGCUUUUGAUUGUUUUUUUUUCUCGAUUUCCACAACGGUUUCGAAUUGUAUUUUGAUAACUAUUGUUGUGCUGCGGGUUUCUGUUUUUACGUUACAUUUUCGCUUAUAGGUCGAAGAAGGACGACGCGGAAGACAUCACAUCGUUGGAAGAAUCUGGUGAAGACGACAAAACUUUUAACACCAGCGUUAUUAUAAGGUAUUUAUAUUAUCGAUAAUACGUAAAUAUUUUAAAAGAAAAAGAGAAGAACCCCUAGUGUUUCGAAAAAUAUAAGUUCCGUGCAUUUUUAGAACCCCCUAUAUAAUAAAUCACGAGUGAAUUUAUUUCCGCGUAACGAAUCUAUGGAUGUUUCUGUAAAACGAACAAAUCCUUGGACUAUAACGAACCCGUUUUCGUACAGUGUGGUUAGAAAUAUUUAAUGUUAUUGCGUAAAAAAUAAAAAUACAAUUUUCCAUCUGAUAACGACAAAAUACCAACGUUCGGAAGACGAAGCCGAUUAAUUACACUGCAGUGCUGGCUGCAAUUCCGACAUUAACGAGGACAAAAAUUUGGAAUUUUUUUUUUUAAUGGAGAUAAAAAAGAUAAAGACGAACAACACGAUAUUCCGAAAUGUUCUCUUUCGAAUGUAUUAGUAAAAAAAAAAAAAAAAACAUGCGAACAUAUUUAAUACUGUAAAAAUCAAUUAAAUAAACUUUUUUUUUUUAUAAAAUUACAAAAACAAUAAACAAACGGAACUCACAGAUUAUUUCCAUUGAAAUUCAAAUAAGUUAAAAUAAAAUGUACCAAAGCAAUUUCUUUUUUUUUUUAAAUUUAAUAUAUUAAUUUCAUUAAUCGAAUAAAAAUAAAAAUCCAUAGUACUAUUCAACAUGAAUAUUUCUUUGUAAUACGAAUUUUCGGUUUUUUGUUGUCCCCCACGAGGCUUCGUUAAUAAUAUACACAUGUUUUACUGCAUUAAAAUAAAAAUAAAAACAAAAGCACAUACUUCGCACGGCGGGUGAGCCAGUGUCGUAAGUGAGAAGUUGGGCAGGUAGAGGGAAAGUUUAAUGUAUAUCUGUACGCAACGGUUAAUCAUUUAUCGAUUAAUCGAUUUGAAAACAACACAUGUGGUAAAUUGUCCCUUUUUUCCCCGUUUAUUAGGGAGACCCCUGGGAAAAUCAGAAAAUUACUUCGCUAAAGUAUCAUCGCAUUCAGAUUUCCCUUCAAGAAAAGUGCUACACUCGAAAAUCGGAAGAAAAUUUCUGGUAGAAAAGUCGUUCAAGGGAAAAAAAGAAUAAACAUCAUUGUAAAACCAAUACAUUCCUCGUUCCACUCAAAAUCUAAAAUCAGACGUAGAAAUAUUUUUGUUGAUUUUUUUCCGCGGUAAACAAAUUACUAAAUUACUAUCGUUAUUUUGAAACGGCUAUCAGCGAUGCACCGUAUCGUAUCCGUAGGUUAGUAAUAUUAUUGGAUUCACGCGGUACCUAUAAAUUACAGCAAUACAAUGGUUUUAUAUUCUGAGUGGAGCGAAGAAGCUUAUUAUGGAUUUACAAAGAACAUGUUUAUUUUUUUGUUUUCUGUGAACGGCUUUUCUACCAGAAAAUCUUGCUCCGAUUUUUAAGUGUAACACAUUUUCUGAACGGAAAUCGGACUGGGGAAGUACUUUGAACAAGUCGUUUUUCGAUUUCCCCAGAAGUUUUCCCAACAGAUUAGAAAAAAACGGGAAAAAAACUUGGGAAAACUUUAGGGAAAACGGGAAAUUAUGUACAAUAUUAAACAAAUAUUAUUAAAGACAAUAUUUAAUGUCUGUGCAAUUAUUUUACCACAAUAUGGCAUGUAUAUCGUUAUCGAAACAACUACACUAUCAGCUGAACUCCACUCUUGAUGGUUUUUUUCGUUAGCAAUGAUGGUUUAUCGUCGCUUACAGAUGUACAUUAAAUUUCUCUUCUACUACCUUAUUCCCGAUUUCUCACCUACAACAGCGGCUGCAUCCGUCCCCAUUAUCCUAGGACAGUUUUUUUUUUUUUUUUUUUUUGUUAUUCGUCACCGCAUACGUGGUCGUGUGUUCGUAACGGUUAUUAUUUAAGAACAGUUCGAACUGGUACGCGUGUUUUUCUAAACGCGGCGGAGGAUGAGCCGAUGAGUGUUGGGAGUGAAAGUCGGGUGCGUGCGUAUAGGUAUACGUCCAUUGCGGUUCUAUUAAACGCAUUACGCAAUGAGACGACGAAGACGCGAGGGGUUCCUCGGCUCGCGUGUAUAAAUUCGUUUUAUAAUCAAAUUUUGUUUUUCUUUUCAAUCAUAUCGACGUACGGAAUCGGCAGAAACUCGUGAGACCGGCCAAAAUGAUUAUCGUUGAGUGCGGCCGCCAGUAUCGUUAUCCAGUGACGACGAAAAGUCCGGUGUAUUGCCAAAACGAUACACGCACACGUUUCGCGUGCAUCCGAAUAUUUAGAGCCGCGUUUUUUUCAAGAUUCCGGGCGCAUUCUAAGACACUUUUUACGUACAGGUGGUGCAGCGCGACCUGUUCGACAUUGUGUUUUCUGAGGGUUGAUCUCGGGAGGGAGUGGGGGGGGGGGUAAAUCCGCCCACCCUCGAAAUUAUUUCCCAGUUACUAGUCUUGCCGGUCAAAUUUCAAAUUAGGCGAUAUUUUUUUCGGGAUGUUGAAUGCAGGAAUUACAAACUCGGAUCGGACGUGCGCGCGAAAUUAAAUGCGGGAAAAUGCGAAUCACGUUGUGAAUCCGUCGUCGAAUGUAGCGUGCAGACGGACCCAGAAAUUCGAAAAUAGGGUUCCUGGUGGACCGCGGGGUGCCGCGCUCGAGCGGUGAUAAUUGAACCGGAAUAACUUAUUGGCCGCGGAAAAAAAACGCGUUUGCGGUCGCGUAGUUGUUAAUUUUUUUUUUUUUUACGUGUAUUCGUUACUAUUAGAAAGUGAUUUCACGCGGGAGGUAAUACUUGUACUUUGUUUUCUGUACACAGGACAGAAGACGAACUGAAGUGUCAAAACGAUUUCUCGUACGACACCGCGACGUUGGCCCGCUGUUACGAUGACAAGGCCUGUAAAGUGUACGGCGACUGUUGCAAAAAUUCCACGUACUACGAGGAGCGCGAGCAAACGUUUAUGCGUCCGCGGGUCAACGCGAGCAUUUACAACAACAGCCUGUACGGGUGUUUCAGGGUGGAAGGCAUGAAUUUCGAGUCGCUGAUCAUAGCCAAGUGUCCGCGGACGUUCGCGGACGCCGAAGCGACAGCCGUGGACCGCGAAAUCCGGAACAAGUGCGAGCACGACGCCAGCGACACUAUAUCCAGAUAUCCAGUGACGAGCGCCGUUACCGGGCACGUGUACAAAAACACAUACUGCGCCUGGUGCCACGGCGACCGGAACCGGGUGGUCUACUGGAAACCGGUGUUCCGGUGUCUCAGCUCCAACGGCAUUUCUAAAGGACCGUUCCAGCUGGAAGACGGGUCCGACCGGACGCUGUUGUACCACGAGGGUCAGUGGUACUACACGGACUACGAUGCCCAGAAGCUUCUACAUUGCGUGUUCGAACUGCAACAGCCCAAAAUAGAAGCCGCGCCAGCAUUGAGGAAGUGCGUCGGCUCCCACGCCGGGCUGGUGGACGGAUGUCCGGCCGGUACGCCGGCUCCGUUGGCCCGGGCCUGUGCGUCAUAUACAUACUACUUGUUUGAGUACAACGCUGACAACGAUGCCAACGUGCGGGCAUUCCGGAACGUGGAAUGCGCCAGGUGUAACAACGUGACGACCAAACAUCUGAAAUGUUCGCCGCCGCCGCCAAAGUUGCGAACCGUUGGGUUCAAUGUGUUAUUCAAGGCGGCUUAUAAGCGAAGCGGGCCGUGCUCCCAAAACGAGCUGUACGACGUUAUAGCCACCCGGUGUCGGGACGUGCACGAAGAGUUACAGGGCGCCUGCCGGAAGUCCGUGGAGUUCAAGGCCGGCGAAUACGACAGCUGGACGGUGGACAACGCGUCGGUAUACGUGUACAAGUACAAAAAACGGAUCCGGUACCAGAAGAUGGGGUCUGGUGGCACGGUAGACGUGUGCAUCGAAGACGCGGACGGCCUGCUUCAUCCGAACACGCGGUCGGUGUACGCGACGUACCUGGUGUACGCUGGAAUCGCGGGCUCGUUCGUGUCUGUCGCGGCGCUAGUCGCCCAUCUGGCACUAUUCGGUUCCAGCGGCACUGAGCCCAAGAAUCUGCCUGAAAAGAACCUGGCCAGCUUGUCCGUCAGUCUGCUGCUGGGCUAUUGCGGCUUCUUGUCCAUCGCGUUAAAGGCUACGCCGGCCGGCUCGGGCUGGCCGUGCCUCACGUCCGCGCUGGCUACACAGUUCGGGUUCCUGGCCGCGUUCUCGUGGAUGUUUAUCAUGUCGGUCGACGUAUGGUCAGUGCUGAACGCGUCGACCAAAAAGCUCCGAGUGGUCGGCGGUCAGCGGAACGGCCGGUUCAUCGCUUAUUCGACGUUCGCGUGGCUCGUGCCCGCCUCCCUGACCGCGUUCUCCGCCGUUUUACAGCUGUCUAAGAACCCGGUGGUGCCCGAAUUCCGGCCAAACUUCCAGUACAACUGCUGGUUCCGGAACCCGCAGUCACUGAUCGCGUUGUUCGUGCUGCCGGCCGGCGUAACGAUCGCCGCCAACUACGUGUCGUUCGUGGGCGCCGUCCGGCUGAUAUCUUCGUCCGGCGUCGACGGAUUCAAGUCGGCCGGUUCCAGUUCGACCGCCGCCAUAAACCGUGCCCGCAAGAACUUCAAAAUCUACGUGCGGCUAUCGCUGAUGAUGGGCCUGGCUUGGAUUUUCGGGCUGGCCGGCGCGCUCACAGACAGCGACGUCGUGUGGACCGCGUACACGGUGCUCAACUCGCUGCAAGGCGCGUUCAUAUUCCUCGCGUUCGACUGCAAUUGGAAAACGGCCAAGACGUUGGUGGCGUUCCGCAAAGUGGCGUCCGUGUCCGACACGCAGACCACCAACAUCACGCCACUGAGUGCGACCAACUAA
Molecule: messenger RNA, 5240 nt
Organism: Cinara cedri
Lineage: Eukaryota; Metazoa; Arthropoda; Insecta; Hemiptera; Aphididae
Source: the annotation of a GenBank genome assembly